Messenger RNA from Entrophospora sp. SA101, 222 nucleotides. The record is from the annotation of a GenBank genome assembly. NCBI's taxonomy places the organism in Eukaryota, Fungi, Glomeromycota, Glomeromycetes, Entrophosporales, Entrophosporaceae.
AUGAAACGGUGGUGCUUGGAUGAACAUUUCGAGGGAUUUCAGCAUGGUCAACGUGGAAGUAUCGAGUUAAAACAAAAUUUAGAAGAAGGAAGAAGUGAUUCUUUUGGAUUAUUUGAAGCAUCGGAGCAAUAUGAGUUUAGAGAGCAAUUUGUUGCAUUUUCGAAAGCUGAUUACACCCAAAUGCAAAGAUUUCCAUUAAUAUAUGAAUUUGUUAAACAUUGA